Molecule: messenger RNA, 560 nt
Organism: Sycon ciliatum
Lineage: Eukaryota; Metazoa; Porifera; Calcarea; Leucosolenida; Sycettidae
Product: small ribosomal subunit protein uS8-like
Exons: 5
Coding region: 103-495 (130 amino acids)
Biological process (GO): translation
Cellular component (GO): ribosome; cytosolic small ribosomal subunit
Molecular function (GO): structural constituent of ribosome
Source: RefSeq, a predicted model, not a curated record
AAAAUUUCGUAGCCAUUCUCUUACGCGCAUGCGUAAAACGAAAUAGCAUGGUUGGUGUCUUCCUUUUCGCCUUGAGUCUAUCAGACAAGGUCUCCUGCAAUCAUGGUGCGGGUCAAUGUACUCAACGAUGCCUUGAACGCCAUCUGUAACGCUGAGAAGCGUGGUUACAGACAGGUGAUGAUCAGGCCUUCCUCGAAGGUUAUUGUAAAGUUUCUCAAGGUCAUGAUGAAGCAUGGUUACAUUGGUGAGUUCGAGAUCAUCGACGACCACCGUGCCUGCAAGAUCGUUGUGCACCUCAACGGCCGCCUCAACAAGUGUGGUGUGAUCAGCCCACGAUUUGACGUUGACAUCCGCAGCAUCGAGAAGUGGUCCACCAACUUGCUGCCAUCUCGUCAGUUCGGUUUCCUUGUUCUGACCACGUCCGCUGGUAUCAUGGACCACGAGGAGGCAAAGCGCAAGAAGACUGGUGGCAAGAUCCUCGGAUUCUUCUACUAGAUGCGGGGUGUCCUUGUUUGUACAUAAUUGUUUGUCUGGGACGAAAAAGAAAUGGAAAAAGACAA